Scheffersomyces amazonensis is the source of this 1472-nucleotide messenger RNA. RefSeq names its product diphthamide synthase. Gene Ontology annotation, cellular component: cytoplasm. The coding region runs from base 396 to 1445 and encodes 349 amino acids. NCBI's taxonomy places the organism in Eukaryota, Fungi, Ascomycota, Pichiomycetes, Serinales, Debaryomycetaceae. The transcript has a single exon. Gene Ontology annotation, biological process: protein histidyl modification to diphthamide. The record is from RefSeq and is a predicted model, not a curated record. Gene Ontology annotation, molecular function: diphthine methylesterase activity; protein binding.
UAUAAUGUCUCCAUUACAUAACGACUAUGUACAAGUACUAUUGUAAAACUAAAUUAGUUAUUCACUACUCUAUUUUGGUUGUUCUAAUUCCUUCAUGAUCUGUUUACGUUCAACCACCUCUUCAUUAACUCGCGAGGUCACAUAAUCUCCCACUCCAGCAACCACCAACGUAGAAAACCCAAUGUAGUAUCUUGCCUUGACUGGCAAUGCCAUCCACUUGUCCCAUAGACCCAUCCUGUAGUUAGUUGAAUUAGAUAUUAGUAAGUGGUAUGUGUUUGACAGAAGGAGUGGUGUUAGUUAGUGAUGGGAAUUUUUCACUCGCUUCCCCAAAUUUUAGUCUAUGCUCAGCUCAUCUCACUGUGAGUAGCUAAACUUAAACACUUAAACAUCCAGUAAUGUCAGAGAUACCGAUUAGUAAACGAUUAGCUAAGACCACUACGGAUUUACCUCCAUGUUGUUUAAGAUAUGCGCCUCAAGAUAAUUCCAUUGUAAUCUUGGGAACUUAUAAACUUGAGGAUAAUGGGAAUAGACAUGGAUCACUUGAAGUUUAUAGAAGUGAUUCUAGUCGACAACUUUCAUUAAUAUCAACAACACCCACAAGAAGUGCAAUUCUUGAUGUUAAAUUCCAUCCUCAAGAUCCAUCUAGAUUGGUUACUGCCCAUUCUACAGGAGAAAUUAUGAUAUGGAAGUUUAAUAGUGAAGAUGUUACAUUAGUUAAACUUGAUGAACUUCAAAUUUUUGAAUCCGAUUAUUUGGUUACAUCAGUAGUGUUUUCUCAUUCUCAACCCAAUACUCUAUUGGCUACAUGUACAUCAGGUGAAUCACUGAUCAUUGAUUUAAAUAAUCAAUCAUUUGAUACUUUAUGUACUAUUCAUGAAUUAGAAUGUUGGACUGGGAAUUUUGGUGAAUUAGGUCAAUUAUCUAAUGUAGUAUAUACUGGAGGUGAUGAUGCUAAAUUAAUUGCGCACGAUUUAAGGUCGAUGGAUAAAAUAUGGUCAACAACCAAUCGUCAUCAUGAUGCAGGUGUAGUAUCUAUAUUGAGUGCUGCGACAUCUUGGAACAAUAGUAAACCUCAUCAAUUAUGGACAGGGUCAUAUGAUGAUCAUUUGCGAAUAUUUGAUCUUAGACUAAUGGAUGCGAAUAAUCCAACUUUAGUUCCUGGAUAUAUACCUAAAUUAAUUAAUCUGGAAAAUUUAGGUGGUGGAGUAUGGCGAUUAAUUCCUAGUCCAAUUGAUAAUGAUGAUAGAGUAUUGGUUUGUUGUAUGUAUGAUGGUGCUAGAAUAGUUAACCCUAUAGAUGAUAAAUUUGAAGUUACCAGAUACUUUAAGGGAGAUCAUUCUAGUAUGUGUUAUGGAGGUGAUUGGGCUAGAGAUACUAAUACUAUAGCAACUUGUUCAUUUUAUGAUAAUAUUCUACAGGUAUGGUCACCCCAUGAUAUUGAAUAAAGAGUAUAUAUAUAUAUAUAUAUAUAU